This is a messenger RNA of Struthio camelus australis, 5370 nucleotides long. Lineage: Eukaryota; Metazoa; Chordata; Aves; Struthioniformes; Struthionidae. The record is from RefSeq and is a predicted model, not a curated record.
AGCAGCAUCCUAACUUCUCCGUAAGGCCUAAGAAUCAGUUAACGGGAUAUAAGCCCUGCUGCUGCCUUGUCUGUUAAACAAACGUAUAAUAAAGCGAUUUGCGUGAGGAAAUACUCUUCGGUAAUGUCUGUCCUCAGGUGCGAUGCCGGAAGCGCUGCGGCAGGAGGGCCCCCCGCCAGGCCUGCCCGUGGGCUCUGAGGGCAGCUCCAGAAGGAGGAGCUGGGGGCUGCUGGUUACUGGUGGCGUCGGCGGGACCUUGGUGGCCUUGUAUGCCGUUGUCACCCCGUUUGUCAUGCCAGCGCUGAGAAGAGUUUGCCUGCCUUUUGUUCCCGCAACUUCAACUCAGAUUGACAACGUGCUGAAAAUGUUAGGGAACAGAAGCGGCCCCCUGGUUGACAUUGGGAGUGGGGAUGGCCGUGUUGUAAUAGCUGCUGCAAAAAGGGGGUUCAAAGCUGUUGGUUAUGAAUUAAAUCCCUGGUUAGUCUGGUACUCCAGAUACCGUGCCUGGAGAGAUGGGGUACAUCGGAACACCAAAUUUUAUAUUUCAGACUUAUGGAAGGUUUCUUUUUCUCAUUACACGAAUGUUGUUGUCUUUGGGGUACCUCAAAUGAUGCCACAGUUGGAGAAGAAGCUAGAAGAAGAACUCAAGUGUAAUGCCAGAAUCAUUGCCUGUCGUUUUCCUUUCCCUUGCUGGAUCCCAGAUCAUACCACUGGAGAGGGAAUAGAUACUGUGUGGGCCUAUGAUUUGAAAGCGUCUAAUGGAUGUGAAACGAAAUGAUUGGAAAUUACACCAAAGACAGAAUUCUGAACGUCUGAUUUGUUUUGUUUUGAAAUUUCAGGUUUGACUUCAUCUCCUAGAAGAUAAUAUUAAUACUAAAUAGUGAAUAUGUAUGUAUAUGUCCUGGAGUUAUAAAGUAACACUGAGGUAUGUUACUGAUUACUGGAAGGGAAAAAUAAUAAAAAAAAUAGUGAAACACGUAGUUAAAGGACUUUAUGUAAUGUAGCUGCUUUAUGUAGUUAGUUUUUACUAAAUGCAUAAAAGUCCUUUAUGAGAAAGCUUUCUAGAAGUAGAGAACUUCAGUUUUGAAAAUAAGGUAAAAAAAAGUCACUACUGUUAAGCAGAGCAUAUAGCAGUUAAAAAGUUCUGUUUGGCUUACUUAACAUGUAUAAUCUUUCUGGUCCUACUUAGCAUUCGUUAUUGGUGUUAAGUGAUGUGCAAGCAGUUCCUCAAAUGAGCAGUGGUUCCCAACUGUCUUCACCAUUUAAGCCCAGCGAGCGUAAUGCUGCCCUUGUUUGGCCAAGGGCUGCAUAUAUCAAAUAGUAAACCAACGCAUUUCAGUUUGCGUUACAGUUUAGCUUUGAAUAUUUGCAUUUUAAGGAUAUAACAAGUCAUUUUUCGCUAGCACGAGUGCAGUCCUUGGUUAUAUUAAUGUGUUUUUAUUUAACUUGUGUGAAGACAAAACUCCAAAAAUGAGCUCUUAAGAACUCUUACUGGUAUAAGCCUUUGCAAGUGACUAAUUUUUCUUAAUAUCUCUGAUUUAGAAAAGGUCUCAAAAGUCAGCUACGUGACAGUCCAGUGUUACUACUUAGUUUGCUCAAACCUUGGAUAAAGUAUAUGUGAGAGCUGCUUGCUUGGAUGUGUCAUGAAGGCCUUCUCUGAUUCCAGAGGCAGUUGGUCUGGCUAGUUUGCUUAAAUUUGAUUAGACCUGAUGUAAAUUUAUUGUGGGAUUGCCAAGGAGGUCCUCAGUCAAGCCUUUUCCCCUUUAGCUUUUCUGAGCUGUAUCAUCUGGUGAGAUCUCCUAAACUCAUGGCAUCGCUGCAUGGCUUUUCUGCGCAAGUGUUGCAAGCUCUUCCUGUCAGCCUCAUGAAGUUCAGCAAGGGAAGACUAACAGUCCUGCACCUGAGAUAGAGUAACCUGUGCAGUAGUACGGAUAGGGCACCAACUAGUGGAAAGCACCUUUCUAGAAAAGGACCUGGGGAUCCUGGCUGAACAACAGGUUGAAUGUGAGCCAGCAGCAGCAGUCAAGGCCAACCCUUUAUUGGGUCAUGUUAGCAGGUAAGGGAGGUGUUUGUUCCCUCUCUUUAGCACUUGUAAAUGUGCAUCUCAAGGUACCGUGUCCUGUUUUGGGCUCCCCGCUACAAAAGAGACCUUGACAUUCUGGAGUGAGUCCAGUGGAGGGCUGCCAAGAGGGGCAGGGAGCUGGAGCACGUGGUGCUCAGGGGGAGGCUGAGAGAACUGGGUUUCUUCAGCCUUAAAGAGAAGGCUGGGAGGUGGGCAAGAAAUCUUAGUUGUCUUUCUGCUGUACCUACUAGGAUGGUGCAGGGAAAAGAACCAGGCUCUGGAGGUCUGUGGUGAUAAGACAGGAGGUGAAAUUUUGAUUAGGCGCUAGGGAAAAUGUUUUCACUGUUAGAAUAGUGGAACAUUGGAAAAAGUUGCCCGUUGAGGCUCUGGGACCUCUGUCUCUGGAGGUAUUAGGAACUUUACAAGGCCAUGAGCAGCCUGCUCUGAGGUGGCCUUGCUUUAGAGAUUUGGCCUAGGUGAUUUUCCAAGGUUUCUUCCAACCUACGUUGUUUUGAAGUUUUAUAAUGUUGAUGGUAGAGGGUUUCUUCCUCCAUCUUGGAGGUCUUUGGAUUUAGUUUUAUCUUGUAACAGUCCGCUUACUUGGUCUUUUCAUUGAUUCCCAGCUGAAGUUUGGCUAUCUUCAUCCAUUAACAGUUCGUCAAAAUUCUCCUACAGCCCCAGUUAAUAUAGAGGCUAUUUGUUAUGCAGUGACCACGUGAGUUUGUCACGUCUUUGCAUAUGUGAUAUCUAUACUGCUAAGCUCAAACAAGUCAAGUAAAAGUGGGCAACUGCUAGGCAGCUGUUAUGUUUGUAAAAUUAGCCUGGACCAGGAGAAGUGCUCAGACCUUAAUCUGUCAGGUCAAUACAAAGCCUGUGACAUUUUACUCGUCAUUGCAGGGUUGUAUUUGCUGGGCUACAGUAUUUGGUAUCUGACUUGAAGAGGUUAGGUGUUCUCUGGAGUGGGUAGUCUACGUUUACACUUGUACCUAGCUCUUUUGGGGGGAGGGCAAGGAGGAGUGUUUAAAGUAUAAAUCUGCACUGAGGAAUUGAAAAGGAGCGGUAGAGUUUUUCUCCUUACACUGUAUACAAAGUAGAAGAAAGGGGCAAAGGUAUCUGCUCUGGAGACUGCAAAGGAAAAUUGCUUGAGCCUCACAGGGCAAGGCAGAAGUAUAAACAUGGAAACUCUAUGUAUUGAAGAACACUGGUUACUGGUAAGCAGUGUUUUAUAACCUUUCUGUCUUUUGUUUAUAUGGACUAUCAUUUCACUACAGUGUAACGUGGAAGUUGUUAUACAAUUAGAGUAAACACUUUCCACCCUGACUUAAGAUUUAUAAAUAAUUACACUGUGGCAGAACUGGGCUACAGUAGCUAUCUAAAAUGUCUGGAUUUACUUUAAUGUUCCAAAGCUGUAAAACUGGAACCUGAGACAAAAAAGUCUGAAAUUUUUCCUGUUGAAAAAGACCAUAUGAAGGGAAAAUUAGCUAAUUAAGCCAAGAGUCCUUCCCUGAAAGAUGAUAAAGAGAGAAAAGAGGCAAAAGAUCUUGAUCAAGUUAGUUGAGUCAUCUGCAAUGUGGUGCUUUGACCAGUAAUUCUUGAUAGAUCAAGUCAAGCUUCUGUAGUUUCAUUUUUCAUGAUGACUUACAAAUAUUGAAGAAUUAUUCAAGAAGGAACAUGAAUCCUUCAAAUUGAUCAAAGAGUGCAGCCUAACACCAGAAGUAAUGUCGAUAAAUACUGUUUUGACUGAAUUAGUUUUCUUCUACACUUCCAAAAUUUACAUGUCUCUAGUUUUAUAAUGUAAAUAUAAUGCUUUGUAAUAUAAAUUUUAAAAUGUUUUUUUAGAAGUAAUCUCUGGUUUUACCCAUAGAAGUUUUUGAAUUGUUGAUUUAAAAAAUAAACUAAAAAGUGCUCUCCCUCUAAGGUUCUAAAGCUAACUGCUAGAAGUCACCCUUGACUGUCAAAACUACAUAAUUAAUUUCAACUAUUCUUCUUUAUACGAUAAUCUUUCUAUUCAUCCUUGUAUGCUUGACUGUGGAUGUUCUUACAUGGAUAAUUACCAUUUUUUCCUCAUUCUCUUUUCUCUGAAUUCUCUCUUCUAAAAAGCCAUGCAUUUGUGUUUUUUUACCCAUGGUUCUUUGAUUUACUUCUAUUUUUCGUGUGCUUUUUACAGUCUGACUGUUUACCUUCAUAAAAGCACUUAAGACUCGUAUUUCGUUUCAUUUUCAGUAAACUGUUUUCCUUUUUUUCCAGCUAACCGUGCAGGCAGACUGUGUCAUAGGAAUGUCCUUUUUUUUUUUUUCCUGACAUUUUAACAUGUAUUUAACUAACCCACGUGAUUUAUUUAGCAUUCUGUAUGCUGACAUAGCAUGAGUUUUGUGUCCAGUAAAUGAAAUAAAAACAUAUCCACCUCUACGGCAUGUAGAUUGAAAAUAGCCUCAGUCUACAAUAAUUCUGACUAUUUAGUAGUUUUAAGGACUUAAUUUUACAUUAUUAUUAUUAUAAUUCAUCACUUGGCAAAUGAAUAUAGGCUUUUUAUCCAGUCAGCAGUUCUCUGGAUUUCGGUUAUUUGUUCAGGUGGGAUUUUUGCUGAAUGCUCUUCCUUAGUAUAAAGAGAGGUUUUCUAUUAGAGGCUUUGGUUGAAAUGUUGGACAGAUGUUUUUGCUGUGUGGUCCAUGAAAAAUCAUAAUACAAUCCAGUAAACUUCUGGUUUUGGUUUAAAAAAAAUUAAGAAAAACCUACUGUGUUAAAUGUGUAAGGUUGUUUUUCAACUUACUGUAAAAAAAAACUUGCUGUUUUUUUUUUAAAUAAGUUUUUGAAGACCCAUAUAGAUCUUGUGGCAUAAAGCUUUGAGGUGAACAGAGGUCCUCACAAGGUCAGAGGCACUAAAUUGAUGGUUUUCGAUCUGAACUUUGUGGGUAGCUUCUGAGGAAUUCACAAAAGUAAUUUAAAAAGCAAGCCUACUCUCAGUCGGUGUAUAUUUGCUAUAGAUAGUCAAGUCCUUCCAUUGGAAAAUUUUAAGGUGUCUGAAAUAAAUAUUUGAGAGUCACUGAACUAAAGAAAAUGGAGUUACAUAAAGCAGUAGCUAAGUGAAAAUAAGUUUAUUGAAGGUUUUUGGGUUUUUUUCUUGUUCUUUCUGUUGUUACUUGAAUUGGGAACCUCUGCAGUAUACAGGUAUAGGAGCCUCUGUGCCUUUUCUGUUAAAGUACGAAGUUACAUACUGUAUUGUAUGAGAGCAACUGCAUGGUUUUGCACACUCCUGUUCUAAUUGAGUCUGGCAAUUUAGUUACUUUAUGAUGGAUGUGGUUUGAGUC